This is a messenger RNA of Laccaria bicolor S238N-H82, 378 nucleotides long. RefSeq lists its product as uncharacterized. The transcript is spliced from 3 exons. The coding region runs from base 1 to 378 and encodes 125 amino acids. NCBI's taxonomy places the organism in Eukaryota, Fungi, Basidiomycota, Agaricomycetes, Agaricales, Hydnangiaceae. The record is from RefSeq and is a predicted model, not a curated record.
AUGGCGGGUUCCAAGGGUAAGGAGGCAUUUCGUAGGCCUCUGCGCCAACUCAAACUUCUUCCCAGGAAAAGCUCAGCCUCGCCGGGCCUUUUCUCCUCGAGCUCCGCUCACCACACACGGUCUCGACACCGACCUCUGACUCAGUGCCAAAGUUUGGCAGAUGCUGAGUUAGGAGAAGAUGUCGGUGUCGUUUCCCCCUCUCCUGGUGCUGGCUCUCCUUCAGACCACGUCUAUCCAGCCCAGAUACAUGAUUGGACAUCCGUUAAUCUCUCUUGGACUUCAUUGGACAUCCGUUAUUCUCUCUUGGACUUCAUUGGACAUUCCGUUAUUUGGGCGCAGCAGAGGCUCAUGGUCACGUGGUGUCUCAUUGGCCGGUGA